AUGACUCCCAAUCCUUCUUUUGUGUUAAACAAAAUCAACGACGUUUCUUUUGUUGAUAGACCAAUUCCUACAAUUACCGAUCCUCACUACGUUAAGAUCAAGGUCAGAAAGACUGGUAUUUGUGGUUCCGAUGUCCAUUACUAUACACAUGGCUCAAUUGGCCAUUUUGUUGUCACUGAACCCAUGGUUCUUGGUCAUGAGUCAGCUGGCGAAAUUGUCGAAGUAGGAGCCGCAGUUAAAACUCUCAAGGUUGGUGACAGAGUGGCCAUGGAACCUGGCAUUCCUUCUCGCUAUUCAGAUGAAUAUAAGUCUGGUCACUAUAAUUUAUGUCCUCAUAUGGCGUUUGCUGCCACUCCCCCAUAUCAUGGUACUCUCACCAGAUACUACUUGCUACCGGAAGAUUUCUGCGUGAAGCUCCCUGAAAAUGUCAGUUUGGAGGAGGGUGCAUUGGCCGAACCUCUUUCGGUUGGUGUUCAUGUAUCCCGACUUGCUAAAAUUUCACCUGGUGAUGUGGUUGUUGUUUUUGGUGCUGGCCCUGUUGGCUUGUUAAUUGCAUCAUGUGCUUUGGCUUUUGGAUCCACAAAGGUAAUUUCUGUUGAUAUUCUCCCUCACAAGCUUGAGAUGGCAAAGAGUGAACUUGGAAUUCCUUACACAUUUCAGCCAGUGAAGGGAGAUUCAUACAAGGAAUCUGCUCAAAAGAUUUGGGAUAUUUUGGGUGGAGUCAAGCCUAACAUUGCUAUUGACGCAUCAGGCGCAGAAGCAUCAAUCAACACAGCAAUCCAUGUCCUUAAGGAAGGUGGUAUGUUUGUCCAAGCUGGUAUGGGAGCGGAUGAAGUUACAUUUCCUAUUGCUGAAUUUUGCUCCAAGGAACUUCAGGCCUCUGGUUGCUUUAGAUAUGGAUAUGGCGAUUACAAACUUGCCGUUGAAUUUAUUGCUUCUGGAAAAGUCCCUGUUAAGAAACUGAUUACUCACCGUUUCAAGUUCACUGAAGCUGAAGAUGCUUUUAAGACAGUUAUGGCUGGAAAGGCAGUCAAGGUUAUUAUUGAUGGACCGGAAGACGAGUAA
Messenger RNA from Magnusiomyces paraingens, 1065 nucleotides. RefSeq lists its product as uncharacterized. NCBI's taxonomy places the organism in Eukaryota, Fungi, Ascomycota, Dipodascomycetes, Dipodascales, Dipodascaceae. The record is from RefSeq and is a predicted model, not a curated record. The transcript is spliced from 2 exons. Bases 1 to 1065 code for a protein of 354 amino acids. Gene Ontology annotation, molecular function: zinc ion binding; L-iditol 2-dehydrogenase (NAD+) activity. Gene Ontology annotation, biological process: D-sorbitol catabolic process.